This is a messenger RNA of Aricia agestis (brown argus), 2805 nucleotides long. Its product is annotated as dynein axonemal intermediate chain 7-like. The transcript is spliced from 26 exons. Gene Ontology annotation, cellular component: axoneme. The record is from RefSeq and is a predicted model, not a curated record. Bases 59 to 2671 code for a protein of 870 amino acids. Gene Ontology annotation, molecular function: microtubule binding; beta-tubulin binding. Lineage: Eukaryota; Metazoa; Arthropoda; Insecta; Lepidoptera; Lycaenidae.
UUUAAGAUUUAUUUAUAAAUUCGAGAAGUAACGAAAUUUAUAUAGCCUGAUUAAAAUUAUGGUCAAAAAGGACAAAAAAAGCCCAAGAGAUGAAAAUGCUGAUGAAAUAGAGCUGCCGGACGAAGUGUUUCUGGCUCUAACGGACUUCGAGUCGGAGGCGGGCGACGUGCAGGCAGUGCAGUACACCGACACCUCCUACACCAGCGCCUCCUUUGAGUCCCUGCCGCCGGUCCUUCCAGAUCCGGAGCCGAAACAUAAAAAGGUUAAGAAAAUUACGCACCAAUCUACACGGGAUUCGAGCGUUUAUUCAGAAUGGCCCGAAGAAUCACUAACAGGAGAACCAAAGGAAGAACAAAGGCGAACCAAGAAGAGAAAGAAAGAGAAAAGGAAGAAACAUGAUCUAGAAAUGCCACGUUUUGAGAAGCCGAAGAAUUGGAAAGAAAUGAGCAAGAAACAGAGAGACAUCUGGCUGUUGGAGAAGAUGGAGGAGUAUAAAGCCGAAAAAGAAGCCGAGAAACAGGCGGCGCUAGCGGGCGUGAAGGAGCGGCGUGCGGCUGCGGCCCGUGAGCGCGCGGACACCGUGGCGCGCGAUGAUGCUGAGCAGGCCGUGCGCCGCGACCUGCUGGCCCGCACCGUCAACUUGUUCCAUAAAUACGAACGGCAGCAAGUGGAACUUAACCACAAGAAACGACUAGAAGCAGAGUGGCAGCAGUACCUCCGCUGCGACGGCCUGCCGGACCCUCGCGCGGCGGCGCAGCUCAACACGUACUUGCACGUGUGGCGCGAGCGAGGCGCUUGCGAUGACAACGAACUGGACAGGCGGUGCGAGGAGGUUUUGCCGAUGCUGGAAAUGCUGGAAGAGUUCGUGACGGAUGUACGACAGUUCACGCCGCGCCAGAUCCAGAACUACAACGAAGUGCGACUAGAACUACGCAGGCAGCUUUCAUCGGCCAUACACUGCGCGUCCUACACUCUGCUGCGAGACAUCAAACACCGUCUGGUGUGGCAGUCUAUACAGGUGGCGACCUACGAGCGCCUGUUCCGCGGCCUCAAGCUCAACAUAUACGUGUCUGUGCCGCUGCCGACCAGGAAACCUAAACCUGUGGAACCGGAGAGGGAGGCAAUCGAGCUGUCGUUCCCAUCGAUGGCGGCGACGGUGCGUCUCCCGCGGGCGAUAGACGGCGCCCGCGCCUGCGUGCACGCCGCGCACUCCGCGCUCGACCUGCUCAGCGAGACCUGCCGCACGCACGCGCUGCCCGCUGCGCCCGCUGACAGAUACAUAGAUUUGUUUACAUUCAACGAACGAGAGCAUGAGAAUGUAUGUAAAAUGAAAAAAGAGCAGGACCAAAUUCGAAAUAAAUUCUACAAAGAAGCGAGAGACAGAGUAAAAGAAAUCGAAGCGUUUAUAAAGGCGAAUCCGUAUGCAAAAAAUGAUAAAGAGAAAGAAGAAAUGGAGGCCCUGAUACUGAGCGAGCCGGCCGACAUGCCCGACCCCCGCGCGUAUAUCGCCGAACAUCACGAUAUUGAAUUUUCAAAUUACCUCAAAAGCUGCACGAUGAGAACAAGAACUGGUGAAAUUAAUCUCCGUAAAUACAGGAUUUGCAACGGCGUGCUAAAUCUGGAUCUGCUGGUGACUCCUCCGCAGCCCAAGCUGAUGGCGGGGGACAUCGCUAUCACCACUUUGGAGCUACCGAAGCAGCUGCAACGAAUGUCGUACGAGGUGCAGUACCGCGCACCUUCGCCGCCCCCGCCCGGCGUCACCCGCACCCCAGAAGAGAUAGAGGCUGAAAUCAAGCGGACAGAGGCCGAGUACGAGAAGUUGGCGCUUGUGUUCAUUGAGUUACCGCACAGCGUGAUGUGGUCGGAGCCGCCCGUGGUUUGCCAGUGGCAGCGAGAGGACAACUUCUGGACCAGCCACUACAUCAACGACUACAAGUUCAACGAGGACAAGCUCACUGUCCAGUUCAGGACCGGCGUUUUGUGGCCCAUCGGGAUAGCUACUCUUCGCUACGGCAAUAUGCCAUAUCAAGGGUGGGACAUCAAGCCCGAUACGGACAGCAAAGGUGUAUUAAUAUCUGUAACGGGCGUGUGUGUGUCGGUGACGUGGCUGUGUGCGGGCAGCACGGUGCGGCUCAAGGCCAUCGCCAACGCCACCACGCCCGCACUGCGAGACCACUUCGACAGACCCUACAGCGUCAGACGUAUGAUGCAGAUAAUGCGCGAGGCGGCGUGCGACUUCUUCCCGGAUUUCGACGGCCACAACCACGUGGAGGGCUCCUGCCCCAAGGAGUGGGCGGCCGAGAGACACAACUACCACGCCAUGGCCUUCCUCGCCAGGGCAUACAAUUUCCAGUGGAGCAGGUGGAAUGUAGCAGCCGGCAGCAGAAACAUUGUAAUGCAAAUUCGUGAGGCAGUCGACAGGAAAAGAGAGGGGAAGUUCCAAGUUCUGCAUGUGACACCGCAGCGUGCGACCAUACUGAAGUGUAUCGAGGUGUCGCAGGAGUACAGCGCCGAGCCGUUACCAGGCUUGGAUUUCCACCCCGACCUGUUCGCUCUCAACAUGCGCUGGGGGUCGGUGGACGCGCGCCGCGCCGCGCUCACCGCCAGCGCGCGACUCGUCGAGACUGUCUUCGAGAUGCUGCUCGAACUCAAGCUGUCCAGCUACUCGUAACCGCAGACUGCUGGCGACCAUGUUUUCUCGCGAUUGGACUCCUCCGAGGAGAAGAAGAAUUGUCUCCGAUCCUGCGGCUUCAGCAACGAGCGCAGGCUCAUGAAGUUAGCAUUGACGAAGUGAAAGGAACGCAC